Messenger RNA from Fonsecaea erecta, 2403 nucleotides. RefSeq lists its product as hypothetical. The coding region runs from base 1 to 2403 and encodes 800 amino acids. The transcript is spliced from 3 exons. The record is from RefSeq and is a predicted model, not a curated record. Gene Ontology annotation, biological process: protein phosphorylation; tRNA export from nucleus. Lineage: Eukaryota; Fungi; Ascomycota; Eurotiomycetes; Chaetothyriales; Herpotrichiellaceae. Gene Ontology annotation, cellular component: cytoplasm. Gene Ontology annotation, molecular function: ATP binding; protein kinase activity.
AUGGACUUUCUCAAAUCCGCAGUCGCUUCUGCCAUCGCCAAAUCCAGCUCCUUUCCAGUCACCAUCGGGGAUCGUAUUGACUUCGGAGACUCCAUCUGGAUCUUGCACAAUGCCACCAAGAAGGACGACAACUCGCCGUGCUGUCUCUUCAACUUCGAUAUCCAUUCCAACAGGGCUCUAUUACCCCUAGCCAAAAAUGCUGCCCGAAAACUGCGAACAAUCCGGCACCCGGGUGUGAUACGAGUGAUUGAUGUGAUCGAGAACGACACAAACAUCUAUAUUAUCACGGAGAAGGUUACUCCGUUGGCCUGGCAUAUCAGGCGCAAGAGCCUGAGUGAAGAGACCAUAAAAUGGGGGCUGUACAGUGUUUCCUCGACCCUCAAGUUUAUAAACAACGACGCCUCUUCUGUGCACGGCGCAGUGCGCAUCACCUCGGUGUUCACCAGCGAGAGUGGCGAAUGGAAGCUGGGUGGCUUUGAAGUGCUGAGUUCCAUGAACGACGACGACGCAAUUAUUUAUAACUAUGGAAGUUCACUGCCAAACUCGAAUGCUUAUGCCCCCCCCGAGGUGGCCAACGGCGGCUGGUCCGCUAUCAAGAAGAAUCCCUUGGGAGCCCCGGAUGCCUACGGUCUCGGCACUCUCGUGUAUGAAGCGUUUAAUGGGGGUUUCAUGGGCAGCGACAGCCUCGCACAGCCGAAACACAUCCCUGCCAACAUGGCGCCGAGCUAUCGGCGAUUGAUCAAUGCAAACCCGAAGCUGAGACUGAAUGCUGGUCAAUUCGUCGAGCAAGGAAAGAAGGUUGGAGGGUUCUUCGAGACGCCCCUUAUUCAUAUUACCGAAGGAGCGGAAAGUCUUGGGUUGAAAAACGAAGAGGAACGAAAUGAGUUUUUAAAGGAACUCGACGGCCUCACGGACGACUUCCCAGAAGAUUUCUUCAAGAUGAAAAUCUUGCCUGAGCUGCUAAAGUCUGUUGAAUUUGGUGGCGGAGGGCCCAGUGUCUUUGGUGCCAUUAUGAAGAUCGGGUUGAAAAUGUCUGAUGACGAAUUCGAAUCGCGUCUUGGGCCACUCAUUAUCCGUCUCUUUAAUAGCCCUGACCGGGCUAUGAGAGUGUGCUUGUUGGAUAACCUGCCCCUGAUGAUCGAUCGCAUACCUCAAAAGGAUGUCAAUGGCAAAAUUUGGCCUGCCAUGACAACUGGCUUUACCGACACAGCGCCAAUUAUCAGGGAACAGACGGUCAAGGCCGUCCUGUCCGUGAUAUCAAAGUUGUCGGAUAGAGUCAUCAAUGGAGAGCUUCUCCGAUUCCUGGCAAAAACGGCCAACGACGACCAACCUGGAAUCCGAACUAACACCACGAUAUGCCUUGGGAAAAUCGCAAGAAAUCUAGGUGUCGGGUCACGGUCGAAAGUACUGAUUGCUGCAUUUGGCCGUGCUCUGAGAGAUCCUUUUGUCCACGCCCGAAGUGCGGCGUUGAUGGCACUGAAUGCAACCAUUGACGUUUUUAGUGAUGACGAUUGUGCCACGAAGAUCUUGCCUGUCAUUUGUGUGAGCUUGGUUGAUAAAGAAAAGAUCGUCCGCGAUCAAGCUACCAAAGCCGUCGAAUCCUACCUGGCUCGGGUGCGUAAAUAUGCCUCAACUCUACCCGAAACAGCACUUCCACCAGAGCAGGGCCCGGGAGCUGCUACUGCUACCACUCCAGCCAGGAUUGGAAAUCAAAGUGAUACCAGUUGGGCCGGGUGGGCAAUUUCCUCCUUCACGAACAAAAUGGCGGGAGCCAGAGGCGAGAUGGCUUCCACGGCGGCAACGAACGGAGCGCCUCUGGCACAAACGCAAUCAAUGCCUGCUUCUGGACGGAGCACACCUGUCAUCAAUGUUUCGUCUGACGAACCGACUGCUGUCCCAUCAAGAUUGCGAACCUUGCAACCGGCGAAAAGUUCCACACAAGCUAUUGAGCCCGAAAAUGCUUGGGAGGAAGAGGACACGAUGGAUGCCUGGGGUACCAUGGAUGACGACGGAGAUAACUUUUUUGAUGCGUCAUCUACGCACCGUACAAACACAACUACCCCUGAACCUGGCGCUGCAGCGGCCGCCGCGUUUGAUGAUGGCGGUGAGCCAGAUUUUGCUGGCUGGCUAGCCGCUCAGUCCAAAUCGAAGUCGCAGAAACCACUCCCAAAGGGAUUGUCCAAAACCACCACCACAGCGUCAGCUUUGAAUGUGCGUCCAUCUGGCCCGGCGAGAAGUGUGUCUGCAGGUGUUGGAACUACCGGGACCAAUGCUAAGAGACCGGCCAUUGCGACCACGCGGACUACAGCACCAGUAGCGGCAAAGAAAGAAAUCAAGAAAGACCCGCCAAAGCUGAAAGAACCUGACAUCAAUGAUGACGACUGGGGUGAAGCCUGGGACUGA